UUUUGCAACCUCACCCAACCCCUAAGAAAGACGGCAACCGCUGUCUCUCCUGCGAACUUGCCCCUUUCCGCGCCGCGCUACUACCAUCCGUCAGACGGUGCCAUUCUUGACUCAGACGUCAGCCUGCCUUGAAUCGUCUCAUCCCUUUCCGGACCGAACAUCGCAAUCAUGGCUACCUUUACGAACUCCAGGCCAGUAUCCAACAUUGCUGUUGCCUUUGCGACACACGCCGCAUCAUCUUCCUCCACCUCCAACAUGCCCGACGCUCACCACAUGCCUUGCGACGCUGCCAUCGCGCAGCCAGCGGCUCUGCUCACUCCCCCGAGCUCGAUAUCCCCGACGUUACCCGCACACAAACACAGGCCUGGAAUGGCCAUGACCGGAGUGCCUCGAGCCCCGUCUCACGUCGACUCGGACAUCGACCUGCAGGAUGCUGUCGAGCAUGCCAAAGCGCAAGACCUCCCUUCGUCUGCCCUCUCUCGAGAGGCGCUGGCCGGUUUGGAAGCCGCAGGUCAGAUCACGGCCGCCAUGCUUGCCAAACACCAUCUCCCCAAGAUCUUCAUGGGCCACGGUUCCAUGCCAGUGCGCGACAUCAUGUCCCACCUGGCGCAGUCCGUCCCCGGCUACUCUAGGAUACCACCAGCAAAGGCCCGUAGGCUGGUCGUCGCCGCGCUGGAACAUCGCGCAGGCGGAGGACUCCACGGCGAGGUGGUAUUCGAAAAGGUCGGCUGGGGCCGCUGGCACGUCAAGGGCCAACACAGCCAGUCUGGUCAGGGAAUGCCCAUCAAAGGUCACGGCGCAUCUCGCCCCGGCCUCACACCCCCAGCCAGCGUCGACAGCAACGGAGGCCUCGCCAUCUCCAAGCUGCGCAAUGGCAACAACGGCUUCUCCGGAUCCUGGGCGGCUGCUUCGAUGCAGGACGACCAGGACGAGGAGAUGGCCGAUCGCAUGUCCCUCGACGGCUCGGAAGAUAGCGAGUCGGAGACGUCCGAAAUGGAUCUGGAACACGACCUGUUGGACGACGAUACGGACGAAGAGGACUGGUCUGCCAUCGGACCAGAUGCCCUUCGUGCCAGCUUCCGUGGCCAGCGCACUCAGUCGCGCGACUACAACCACCUCUCCCGGAUGACGAGCGCCCGCAUGCGCACGACGUCGGGACAGUCACUGUCAUUUUCUCCCGCCGGACGCAGCACCCCGACUUUUGCUGCCGUCUCCCCUCCUCCAGCAUCCCGUGACAACGCGGGCCCCCUUCGAGCAUCUUCUGGCGUUAUGGGCAACACUUCGGAGCGCGCGGCCAUCGAGGCCUUGAUCGCGAUGGGCUCCAUGUAGAAAGACACCACCGCCACGACCAAUACCACAUUCGCCUGGAAUCGGCGCUCUCCUCACGCAUCAUCAGGAUAUGAUCGUAAGCGUGGAAUUAUCAACUUUGGAUAAUGAUUGGUGGUUAUUGGAUGUCUUAUCAUUUUGCAAUUUUUAUGGUCAUACCCUCCCCUCCCCCGAUAUCGAUUGCAUUGGGAAGAUCCGUCAAGUGCUGAUGCGAUCCACAAUCUGGGUUACCUGGGUCCUUCUUCAUCGUUGUCAACAGCAUUAUUUCUAUCGAUAUCCCCGGCUAUUUUUUUUUACCAAAUCUCUACUUCAC
Aaosphaeria arxii CBS 175.79 is the source of this 1639-nucleotide messenger RNA. RefSeq lists its product as uncharacterized. The coding region runs from base 169 to 1329 and encodes 386 amino acids. Gene Ontology annotation, molecular function: sequence-specific DNA binding. The record is from RefSeq and is a predicted model, not a curated record. Gene Ontology annotation, cellular component: nucleus. NCBI's taxonomy places the organism in Eukaryota, Fungi, Ascomycota, Dothideomycetes, Pleosporales. Gene Ontology annotation, biological process: positive regulation of transcription from RNA polymerase II promoter by glucose. The transcript has a single exon.